Molecule: messenger RNA, 498 nt
Organism: Myiozetetes cayanensis
Lineage: Eukaryota; Metazoa; Chordata; Aves; Passeriformes; Tyrannidae
Gene: TCF24
Product: transcription factor 24
Exons: 2
Coding region: 1-498 (165 amino acids)
Biological process (GO): developmental process; regulation of transcription by RNA polymerase II
Molecular function (GO): RNA polymerase II transcription regulatory region sequence-specific DNA binding; protein dimerization activity; DNA-binding transcription factor activity, RNA polymerase II-specific
Source: RefSeq, a predicted model, not a curated record
AUGGACUGUGGACACUUAGCUGACAGCAGCGAGGAGAUUUCCAGCCCGGGCGCAGAGCCCGAUUCCCUGCUGCCUCCAGCUGCCGGCGGCAAUUCCUGCCCUCCCUUGGUGGGCGGGCAGCGGGCUGGGGCAUCCCCGGGCCGACCCGCGGCCGCCAACGCCGCCCGGGAGCGCAGCCGGGUGCAGACCCUGCGCCACGCCUUCCUGGAGCUGCAGAAGACUCUCCCCUCGGUGCCCCCCGACACCAAGCUCUCCAAGCUGGACGUGCUCCUCCUGGCCACCACCUACAUCGCACACCUCACUCGCAGCCUGCAGGAUGAGGAGGAGUCGCAGGGAGAGGGCUUGGGCACGCUCCGAGGGGAUGGAUACCUCCACCCCGUCAAGAAGUGGCCCAUGCGUUCCAGGUUGUACAUUGGAGCCACGGGACAGUUUCUGACUCACUCGGCACAAGGAGACAGCGCAAACCAUGGGGAAACAUCAACAACUUCACAAAUCUAA